Epinephelus fuscoguttatus (brown-marbled grouper) is the source of this 930-nucleotide messenger RNA. RefSeq names its product calglandulin-like. The record is from RefSeq and is a predicted model, not a curated record. Bases 478 to 891 code for a protein of 137 amino acids. Gene Ontology annotation, cellular component: myosin II complex. Lineage: Eukaryota; Metazoa; Chordata; Actinopteri; Perciformes; Serranidae. Gene Ontology annotation, molecular function: calcium ion binding; enzyme regulator activity. The transcript has 5 exons.
AACAAAGACAAAUGAAAUUUAGAAUUUAGCUUUUCUAAUUUCAUCUGCUUUUUCACCAAUUUAACCUGUUAACUGUAGUUUAAGACCUAACUAUGGACAAAGAUCUAACAAAAAGCUAUCUAAUCACACAGACUGACAGGAGGCUGCCUGUGGUCAUUGUAGGUACAUCUGCAAUCAGCUUACAGUUAUUUAUAGGGAUGUCCUAAUCUGAUCUCAAAGAUUGGUAUCGACGCACCAUAAACAAAAAUGCAGUAUGAGAAUGUUUAUCUACUCUAUUUACACAAGUUACAUGUACAUGUUUAAUUUUCAAUGCAGUGUGUUGCAUCCUGGUGCUUGGAAGAGGUACAGACAUCCGUGCGAUCUUACAACAACCACACUCGCCACGUCAUUUCAACUGCAACAAAAGCCUCGUGAGCAAAAUCCAAAGCCAGCAAGUUAACACAGGAGCAGAUCACAGAAUACAAAGGAGUUUUCGAGAUGUUCGAUGAAGAGGGAAAUGGAGAUGUGAAGACACAGGAGCUGGAGAGGCUGAUGAGUUUAAUGGGGAUCAAUCCUACAAAGAGGGAGCUCAGCCAGAUGGCCAAAGAUGUGGACAAAGAUGGUAAAGGGAUAUUUAACUGUGACAGCUUCCUGGGUCUGAUGGCACUGUACCACGAAAGAACCAAGAACCAGGACACUGAACUCAGAGCUGCUUUUAAAGUAUUUGACAAAGAGGCUAAAGGAUAUAUCGACUGGAACACACUCAAAUAUGUCCUGAUGAAUGCCGGGGAACCACUUAAUGAGAUCGAGGCAGAGCAGAUGAUGAAGGAGGCAGAUAAAGAUGGAGAUGGAACCAUUGAUUAUGAAGAAUUUGUGGCCAUGAUGACUGGGGACUCUUUCAAAAUGAGCUGAAGGACAUAUGGAUAUUCUGCAACUGUUGUGAACAUGUGU